Messenger RNA from Durio zibethinus, 1463 nucleotides. Lineage: Eukaryota; Viridiplantae; Streptophyta; Magnoliopsida; Malvales; Malvaceae. The record is from RefSeq and is a predicted model, not a curated record.
AAAAGCCGGACGUUAUUUUCCACUGAAGGCCGAAUCCGUCAUUUCAUUUAUCUCCAAUGAGCGAUCCACCGUGGUCCUCUAAUCUUCCACCUCUGAUCUAAAUCACAAAAUUCCAAAAAUACCCUCCGUCUCCUUUCUUCCCCCAUUUUAUAAUCCUCUCAACUUCGUUUCCAUGCAACCUCGGCCUCUCCCUUCUCUCUAAAAUAUCUCUCUUUCUCUCUCUAAAUCUAUUAAGUUUUAAUUAAUCUAUAUUUAUUUUCCAAUCAUAUUGACAAGUAGAUAAAUAAGUUUAGCUUUUCUUUUCUUUUUUGGUUUUGGCUCGGGCGAGUCAUGACUCGGCGAUGCUCGCAUUGCAGCAACAACGGCCACAACUCCCGCACGUGUCCCACGCGCGGUGGCGGCGGAGGAGUGAAACUAUUCGGCGUUCGUUUGACGGACGGGUCGAUAAUCAAGAAAAGUGCGAGUAUGGGAAAUUUGUCGUCGGCGCACUACCAUAGUUCGUCAUCAGCCGCCGCUUCGCCUAAUCCGGACUCUCCUUUAUCGGAUCACGUCCAUGACCCGAACAACGUGCCCGACGGCUACCUUUCUGAUGACCCCGCCGCACACGCCUCAACUAAUCGUCCCGGAGAAAGAAAGAAAGGUGUUCCAUGGACUGAAGAGGAACAUCGGCUCUUUCUAAUUGGCCUCCAGAAAUUAGGGAAAGGGGAUUGGCGGGGUAUAGCCCGAAACUUUGUUAUGUCAAGGACACCUACUCAGGUAGCCAGUCAUGCCCAGAAGUAUUUCAUCCGUCAGAGUAAUGUUACCCGAAGAAAGAGACGUUCAAGCCUUUUCGACUUGGUUCCAGAUGAUAUGGCUACAGAUACACCCACAGUGCCUGAAGAACAGGUUUUACUGCCUUCUUCACAGGUUGAAGAAGCAGGUAAUGCAAAUUCAAUACCUUCAUUAAAUCACUUUCUCAACUCUGAAUUUGAGCAUCGACAAGCUGCAGCACAAGAAACAGUUAAAGAAACUGAAGAAACCAUGAUUGGAUCAAGUGGAUUUACACCAAUGGCCCCUGGUUUCUUCCCACCUUAUGCACCUAUUCCUUACCCAUUUUGGCCGCCAAAUCCAGCCUCUCCUGAUGACGAGAAGGGCAGAGCGGCGUCUCAACAUCAAGUACUGAAGCCAAUUCCAUUGCUUCCAAAGGAACCUGUCAAUGUAGAUGAACUAGUUGGUAUGUCUCAGCUUAGUAUAGGACAGACUGAGAAUGGCCAUAGAGAGCCUUCACCGCUAUCCUUGAAACUACUAGGAGAACCAUCGCGACAAUCAGCAUUUCAUGCUAAUGCACCAGUUGGUGCACAGAUUUGAGCAAGACUGGUGCUAUUCAAGCCGUCUGAACUGCAGGGAAGGAGGGUGGUACUUCUAUCUUAUUUUGGUUAAUAUUUUUUGCAUUACCAUAUUUUCUACAUUGUAUUUAGUUCUAU